GCUAUCAGUUCCGUUAGAUUUGACCUCUGUGACAGAUAUCUCCAACUCACGUAUAUAUGGAAUAUUGUAAGAUCAGAUAGCUGGGUCGUUACACUGCGGAAUUACGAGAGAUAACGAACUAUUUGUGUUUGAUGUUUUUUGUCAUCUGUACUUGUAUUCGAAAUCAUAGUUUUUGGUUUUUAUCCGGGACCAUAAAUUUAAAGUUACAAGUAAAAGUGGAAGUGGAUUCAAAAGAAGGUUACGAUUUACAACUUUUUUCAAAUUUCUUCAGUCCGAAAAGUGUUUGAUUCUUUAUCUACGUUCAUGGAUGAAGGUACCAAACUGUGACUCAUAUUUGGGGAUUUAAAUGAUGCACGAGUUUGAUAUGCGUCUUUAAUAAUCGUACUUAACCGUACACGCACAUAUUUUGAACAUAUUGUACAAUAUCACACCGUUUAAAGCCGUCGUUUACGCGAUUGUUUCUCUAAAAUAUCAGUUUUAUUGUAUUUUGUUUCAACUUCAAUCUUCAGGCAUUAGUUAUAUAUAAAGUAAAGUCAAUGCCAUUAAAGCGGCUACGUAAGUACGAUUUAAGCUACGACGCCAUAACGAUUUCAGUUUGUGAUAUCAGUACAAGUGUAAUUGUGACGUCAGUUUAAUUUGAACUUUGCAGUGGCGUUAUUGUGAUUCUAGCUGAAAUCAGAGACCUGUGAUGUCAGUAUUAUUAAAAGCGAAGCCCAGGAGAUGAAACACUGUUUAAAUCGAGCUGCUAUAUAAUCAUGUUCCGAUUCAUAACAUCUUCCAUUUUUGAAAACGCCUGAAAGGAAGAUACAACCGCUGCAAAAUAAAUACUUAACAGAGAAUAUCCCGAAAUUCUCGAAUAACUGUGGUAUAAAAAACAUCUUUCCGCCAUACUUAGACAGUACAACAGAAGAAAAUAUGCAAUUGACCUUGAACUUUACAAUUAAGAACCUAUCCUGCAUCUUAAUAUCGCGAUCAUCUUAAAUCAACGUGAAAAAGUCGACCACUAAACAGAAAAUAAUAUAUGUGAAUAUCUGUCGCAAAAACCAGUGGAACUUCUAGCCGUCCAUCACAAUAGGGAACAUUUCAAAACAUUUUUAGAAAGGCUUUAACAAGGGAAAUCGGCGCCAGUCCAUCUGACUCCAUUUUGAAAAUCGCAAUAAUCUUAAAAGACAGAGCAGAUAUCUUAUUUUUAAAGUUUUAAAAAACACAAAAACAGUGAAUAUUUCAAUCCAGAACAAGCAAAAACAAGGAAGAGAAGACAAUUUGACAAACAUCUGUUUCGAAAUCUUUGCUAUAUCCAAUCGUCCGUCAUCUUGAAUAUCGCUAAUUCUCACAUCAGACGAGAUUUGAAGAUGCAGAGCGCUACCAAGAACCUUUCGAAAUACGCAAUCAUCUCGUUCCUACUCAUAUUCAUCGUCGUUAUGGGGGUUUACUUCAUUUACUCCAACAGAGUUCCAACACCGUCUUUGGCCAUCGGCAUUGAUGUCGGGAUCCAGCAUAAACAUGCUCCUGUGGACGACAUACCUCUCACUCAUGACGAUAUUUACGUCGACGACACGGUGGCCCGGAAGUUAUUCGAUGAGGUGCGAGUGUUCUGUUGGAUCCUUACAACAAAGUCCGGCAUCUUUAGCAAGGCGGCCGGCAUCAAUGCCACGUGGGCACCUCGCUGCAACAAGCACGUGUUCUUCGCUUCCGCAUCCGGUGAGGAAGACAUUUUUACGACGUUGCCGUCCGGAGCGACACCUAUGCCGAAGGUUGAAAUCAAUUUAAACGGUUUAGAACGGAAGGAGUAUAAAACGGCAAACGGGGCGACUUUUACAACGAUUUCUAUGGGGACUGAUAUUAUGUUUAUCGAUACGCCGGAAGGAUACGACAAUCUUACCGAGAAAUCUCGCGAGAUUUUACAGUUGCUGUAUUUGCAGGAAAUGGAGCAUUUUGAUUGGUUCUUAAAGGCCGAUGAUGACACCUACGUCAUCAUGGAGAAUAUGCGUUUCCUGUUGAAAGGGCUGAAUCCGGAAACACCUGCGUAUCUGGGUUACCAGCUGGAGCCCACAUGGUUCGACUCGCCCUACAUGAGCGGCGGGGCAGGAUAUGUGUUCAGCCGUGCCGGGCUCAAGCGCCUCGUCGAAAAGGGAUUCCAGAAAAAGGGCGCUUGUCAGGAAAAGGGGAGCUCCGAGGAUUUAGAGGUCGGCAGAUGCGCAAUGAAAGCCGGUGUCAAUAUACAUAGCUCGCUCGACAGAUUCGAACGGGAAAGUUUCCAUCCGGAUAAUAUAAACGACUACAUUCCUGGGCCGCCACCGCAGUGGCUUUAUUAUUAUUCUAGGAAUAAACCAAAAGGGGGUUCCGAGUGCUGCAGUCAACUCAGUGUCACGUGGCACAGGAUGGAGACUCGUGACAUGCUUGUGUUUGACCACCUGCUCUACAAGACGCACGUGUACGGGCGCAACAUGGCGGCCUCCUACAAGAACUUCUACUCGUACAACAAAGUCAAGAAAUUACCGAACGGAGUUCCCACCUUGAAAAACGAGUAGCAUUAGAAAAUUAGCAUUUUUUUCUUGUUUAGUAGGAAGCAUUCUUAGUAUCGUUCUUAAACCAUGGUUACCUCGGUGUUCAAGUAUGGCCACGAAAAUGUCAUAAAUUGCAACUGAUUUUUUGUCGUUACAUGGUUCACGCAGAGAUAGUUUUGUUUACCAUUAAAUUGCGUGUAUAUGUGUAUAUUUAAUCUUUGACAUAAAUGCAUUGCAUUAUAAAAUUUGAUGAGGCUCAUAUGUGAACUUACAGUUAAAGAUGAUUGUGCAUAUUUAUAUUAAAAAUGGUAAUAUGCA
Messenger RNA from Dreissena polymorpha, 2825 nucleotides. Its product is annotated as glycoprotein-N-acetylgalactosamine 3-beta-galactosyltransferase 1-like. The coding region runs from base 1353 to 2531 and encodes 392 amino acids. Gene Ontology annotation, molecular function: N-acetylgalactosaminide beta-1,3-galactosyltransferase activity. The record is from RefSeq and is a predicted model, not a curated record. Lineage: Eukaryota; Metazoa; Mollusca; Bivalvia; Myida; Dreissenidae. Gene Ontology annotation, cellular component: membrane. The transcript is spliced from 6 exons.